UUAAAAAAAAACAUGGAGAGUUCACAUGGGAUUUUGUUGGUUGCACUUAUAGCAACGUUUGCUAUAAUUCACCUUGUUCAAGCUCAGGAUCCAGAAGGGUUCAUCAGUUUGGAUUGUGGGUUACCUCCCAAUGAACAGUCUCCUUAUUCCGAGCCUGUAACUGGAUUACAAUACUCAUCAGAUUCAGGUUUUAUCCAAACUGGAAAAAUUGGUAGGAUUCAAAGAAAUCUUGAGGGAGGUUACCUAAAGCACCAAACAACGCUAAGAUACUUUCCAGACGGAAUACGCAAUUGUUACAAUAUUACCGUGAAGCAAGGAACCAACUAUUUGAUAAGAGCUAGAGCAAUAUAUGGAAAUUACGAUGGUCUAAAUAUAUAUCCUAGAUUUGACUUGUACAUAGGCCCUAAUUAUUGGGCAACAAUAGACAUUACCAAAUAUGUAAAUGGUACAAGGGAAGAAAUCUCUCACAUCCCAAGAUCAAACAUUUUGGACCUGUGCCUUGUCAAGACAGACGGGUCAACGCCAUUCAUAUCGACCAUCGACAUAAGGCCACUACCAAAUAACAGUUACAUCACCACAUCGGGUUCGUUGAAGCUGUUUUCGCGGUAUUAUUUUAGCAAUUCAAAAUUUGCUAUACGGUUAGUCUUUUUUUUUUUUUAUAAUUAA
Molecule: messenger RNA, 666 nt
Organism: Thlaspi arvense
Lineage: Eukaryota; Viridiplantae; Streptophyta; Magnoliopsida; Brassicales; Brassicaceae
Source: the annotation of a GenBank genome assembly